Messenger RNA from Ricinus communis (castor bean), 3101 nucleotides. RefSeq names its product cation/H(+) antiporter 10. Bases 235 to 2607 code for a protein of 790 amino acids. The record is from RefSeq and is a predicted model, not a curated record. Gene Ontology annotation, molecular function: antiporter activity. The transcript is spliced from 3 exons. Gene Ontology annotation, cellular component: endomembrane system; membrane. Gene Ontology annotation, biological process: regulation of pH; proton transmembrane transport. NCBI's taxonomy places the organism in Eukaryota, Viridiplantae, Streptophyta, Magnoliopsida, Malpighiales, Euphorbiaceae.
CUCAGUUUACAAAUGUCUAAAUAUUGUCAAGACUUACAACUUGCCCACAUAACAUUUUAGCCACUACUGGAAUUUAGUUAACAAGUUCUAUUUUCUAAAACUUAUAUAAUCCUUAUACCCAACUCUAAGGACUGAUCAAGAGGGUGUUUCUUGUAUGCUUCUUUCUUCUUGUCUUGAUUAAUUGUCAUUCAUUUUCUUGAUCCUAUUCCUUGCUUCUAUCAUUCCCUGUCCAAAAUGGACAGUAAGAAUUUUCCUGAUCAAUAUCUUUAUACAGGUUUCAAAUCUGACAAUUUGACAUUGAUCUGCUUAAAUAUACCUCCCAAUGUCAAUUCUCGUGGGAUGGUGAAUCCGCCAAAACCACCUGGAGAUUUCUUAACAUACACAUUGCCUCUUCUGGAGCUGCAGAUGGGUCUCAUUUUCAUUUUCACCAACGCAAUUCAUUUCAUGCUUAAGCCUUUUGGAGCCUCCUUAUUCAUCUCGUGCCUUCUUGCAGGCGUAUGUCUUGGUCCAACAUUUCUUGGAAGAUAUGAGUUUAUGAAGAAUUCGGUUUUUCCUCAUGAAGCCCAAGAUAUAAUCACGACAUUAGCUUUACUUGGUUAUAACAUGUUCUUGUUUCUUGGUGCGGUGAAGAUGGAUGUCGGGAUGGUACUCAGGGCAGGACAUAAGGUAUUGUCUAUCGGUGUUUUAUCAGUGACAGCACCUUUAAUAUUUGGGCUAACGUUUCAGAAUUCCCAUGGAGGAGAGUUUAAAACGGAAGAUGAAUUUCUCGGAAGUUGGAGUGUCAUUUUAAUCCAUGCUAUGACAAGCUUUCCAGUCACUGCUUACCUGAUUGGUCAUCAGCUCAAAAUAUCAAACUCAGAACUUGGCAGGUUAUCACUGUCAUCAGCAUUAGUUGGUGAUUUGUUAGGCAUAUCUACGACAAUAACAUUAUCCUUGGUAAAGACAGGUACAUGGGUAGGAGUUGUUCAGAACUUUAGACCUAUCCUCGGCUUUGUUCUUGUCGCAGUAUUCGUACUCCGUCCUGCAAUGAAUUGGAUAAUUAGAAAAACUCCAGAAAGGAAGCCUGUCAAUGAGACUUACAUUUACAUAAUCAUGGCACUGGCCAUUGGCUCUGAAGCAUAUUUCAACUACUUUCAUCAGGUUCAGUACCUGGGUCCAUUUAUAAUUGGUUUAGCUACACCAGCUGGAGCUCCAUUAGGAUCUGCUCUCGUAGAAAAAUUCGAGCCCUUUACCCUGGAUGUUCUUUUCCAAAUCCUAACCGCGACAUCAAUGAUGAGGGCCGAUCUAUGGCUCGUCGUAUCUGAAUAUACCAAGUUAAGGAAAUACGUAACCGUAAUUUGUGUGACUUGUUCACUCAAAUUGAUAGCAACUUUGCUACCUGCAUUGUUAGCGAGGAUGCCACUGAUCGAUGCUAUGGCGCUUUCCGUCGUUCUGAAUUACAAAGGCAUCGUAGAGCUAAGCUUGAGUGUCGUUUACAGGGAUUUGCAGAUGAUAAGCGAAGAAGUGUUUUCCCUCGUAGCUUUAUCCAUUUUUUUAAAUGCAACCAUUCUUCCGCUCCUUGUGUAUAGCUUCUAUGACCCCUCAAGAAAAUAUGCAGGCUAUCAGGCAAGAAAUAUUAUGAGUUUAAAACCUAAUUCGGAGCUCAAAAUUCUGGCUUGUGUCCACAGACCUGAUGAUGUAAAAUCCAUCAUAAGACUGCUCGAUGCCUCGGGCCCUUCAAAAGACCAUCCAAUUGGUGUUUAUGUCCUUCACCUAAUCAAGCUAAUUGGUAGAUCUACCCCAUUCCUGAUAUCCCACUCAAAACAGAAGGUUAUUUCUAACUCUAGCUCUAAAAAUGUCAUCCAUGCCUUCACCCAGUACGAGAAAAACAAUUGGGGCGCUGUUUCCAUGCAAUUCUUUACAGCAAUGUCUAUGUACGAAUUAAUGCACGAGGACAUUUGCACUCUUGCUCUUGACAAACUCACUUCCCUUAUAAUAAUCCCACUCCACCGAAAAUGGUCAAUCCAUGGAAACGUCGAAUCCGAGGAUAGAUAUCUAAGAACCCUAAACUGCAAAGUCCUUGACAAAGCCCCAUGCUCAGUGGGGAUCUUUUUCGACCGCGGCAGGCUUGGACGACAACGCAUUGCGCCAUCAGAGUCACCAACCCUUUCAUUGUGCAUGCUCUUCUUCGGAGGGAAAGAUGAUCGCGAGGCCCUGACUCUAGCGAAACGCAUGGCUAGGGACUCAAAUGCAAGCCUGACAGUUGUCCAUUUCACCGCCAGAGACAUGUUCAUUGCAUCUGAAGAUAGAAUGGUAGAUGCCGUGCUGUUAGAAGAUAUCAAGCAAAGGGCUGAUGAUGAUAGCAAUGGAGGCAUAGCGUACAUAGAACAUGCGGUGAGAGACGGACCUGAGACCGUACUGAUAAUUCGGGCAAUGGCAAAUGAUUAUGAUGUUUUCCUGCUAGGAAGACGAUAUGACAUCGCUUCCCCUCAAACGGCAGGUCUAUCACUAUGGAGUGAACUUCCGGAGUUGGGUAUUAUUGGAGACUUUUUUGCUUCCAAGGAUUUGGAUAUAAAAGCUUCUGUUUUAGUGGUGCAACAACAAAAGCAAAUUAAGAGGCUAGAAUAGAUGAUAGUGUUUCAUCAUUUUUUUUUUUUUUGUCUUUUUUAACACUAUUCUUUUAUACAAUAUUUUUAUCAUUUAUCUACAAGCAAAAAUGAAAAAUUAGCAUUUGAAGUUUAGUCAUCUGUAUAAUAAAACUCAAUUAAAUCCCAAAAUGUACUACAACAAUUUUAUGUUUCAAAAAUAUUCUGCAGCCCUCUUUAUACUGAUAUAGAAGAGGGAGAUCCUAAAAAGAAAUUUAAUAAAUUUUGAUUUAAAGAAAAGAUAAAUAUUGACAUAAUUUUUUUAGUGAUAAUCAACCAAAAAAUAAGAAUAAAAGAGGAUAAAUAGUUUUAAAAUUAUUUGGUAAUUAUUGAUGGAGUCUUUAUUCGGAUAGUUGUCGCUACAUUAGUGAUGAGGGCGGAUCUUACCCUCAUAAUAAUUAAAUUUGGAACAUUAAAAUUUUAUAGGACAAUUAUAUUCUUGAUUUUUGGAGCCAAAUUGGUAGCUUUUUCGUUACC